CAGCUGCCUAUCAUGGUCAUCAUGGUCGAGCUGCUGCCCCCACUUGCCUCUCUAAUCCUCAGUCCUCUGUAGAGCUGGUCCUCCUACCCCUCACUUUGCCUUGAGCAAUUUGGUUUCUAGCAUCUGUGGGGUGGCUUGUGGGUGGUCGCCUUGGACUGCUCCUUCCUCCACCUGCCGCGCCGGCAGGGCGACGAGGUCCAAAAGCCUGGUGGGGCUCAUCAUCAAGAACACCGAAGCGGCGAGAGUGGCAUGGGAUCUGAUCCGAGGCGGAGCUCGAGGAGCUGAGGGGCUGUACGUGCUCUUGGAUCCGGUAGAGAUUCCGUGCCCUCGUGUUCGUCCCCGGCCGCCGCGAUGGGGAACACGUGCGUCGGCCCCAGCAUCACCAUGAACGGCUUCUUCCAGUCCGUGUCCACGGCGCUGUGGAAGACGCCGCAGGACAGCGACGCGCUGCCCGCCGCCGCCGCCAAUGGCCCCGGCGGCGCCAGCCCGGGCCGGUCGCAGUCGGCGCUGCCGAAGCCGGCGUCCGACGUGCACCACCACAUCGCCGUGCUGAGCGAGGCCCCUGAGCCCGUCAAGAUCGGCGCCUACCACUCGGAGCCGGCGCCCGCCGUGCAGAGCGAGGCCCCUGAGCCCGUCAAGAUCGCCGCCUCUCACUCGGAGCCGGCGCCCAUGGCCGCCAAGCCUGGCGCCGCCGCCGCCAACGCCAGCCCCAGCCCCAGCCCCAGGCCGCGUCCGCAGGUGAAGCGCGUGUCGAGCGCCGGGCUGCUGGUGGGCUCGGUGCUGAGGCGGAAGACGGAGAACCUCAAGGACAAGUACAGCCUGGGGCGGCGGCUCGGGCAGGGGCAGUUCGGCACGACGCACCUGUGCGUGGAGCGCGGCACGGGGAAGGAGCUGGCGUGCAAGUCCAUCCUGAAGCGCAAGCUGGCCACCGACGACGACGUGGAGGACGUGCGGCGGGAGAUCCAGAUAAUGCACCACCUGGCGGGCCACCCCAGCGUGGUCGCCAUCCGCGGCGCGUACGAGGACGCCGUGGCCGUGCACCUCGUCAUGGAGCUCUGCGGCGGCGGCGAGCUGUUCGACCGGAUCGUGCGGAGGGGCCACUACACCGAGAGGAAGGCCGCCGAGCUCGCCCGCGUCAUCGUCGGCGUCGUGGAGGCCUGCCACUCCAUGGGCGUCAUGCACCGGGACCUCAAGCCCGAGAACUUCCUCUUCGCUGACCACUCGGAGGAGGCCGCUCUCAAGACCAUUGACUUCGGACUCUCCAUCUUCUUUCGCCCUGGCCAAAUCUUCACCGACGUCGUGGGCAGCCCUUACUACGUGGCGCCGGAGGUACUGAAGAAGAGAUACGGGCCAGAGGCGGACGUCUGGAGCGCUGGCGUAAUCAUCUACAUCCUGCUGUGCGGAGUGCCGCCAUUCUGGGCAGAGAACGAGCAGGGCAUAUUCGAGGAGGUUCUGCACGGGAGGCUGGACUUCGAGUCGGAGCCGUGGCCCAGCAUCUCCGACGGCGCCAAGGAUCUCGUGAGGAGGAUGCUUGUCAGGGACCCGAGGAAGAGACUGACCGCUCACGAAGUUCUACGGCAUCCGUGGGUUCAGGUCGGUGGAGUGGCUCCUGACAGGCCGCUGGACUCGGCCGUUCUGUCUCGCAUGAAGCAGUUCUCGGCUAUGAAUAAGCUGAAGAAGAUGGCUCUUAGGGUGAUCGCCGAGAACCUGUCGGAGGACGAGAUCGCCGGGCUGAGGGAGAUGUUCAAGAUGAUCGACGCGGACAACAGCGGGCAGAUCACGUUCGAGGAGCUCAAGGUUGGGCUGGAGAAGGUGGGCGCCAACCUGCAGGAGUCGGAGAUCUACGCGCUCAUGCAAGCCGCGGACGUGGACAACAACGGCACGAUCGACUACGGCGAGUUCAUCGCGGCCACGCUGCACCUGAACAAGGUGGAGCGGGAGGACCACCUGUUCGCGGCGUUCCAGUACUUCGACAAGGACGGCAGCGGCUACAUCACCGCCGACGAGCUGCAGGUGGCGUGCGAGGAGUUCGGCCUGGGCGACGUCCAGCUGGAGGACUUGAUCGGGGAAGUGGACCAGGACAACGACGGGCGCAUAGACUACAACGAGUUCGUGGCGAUGAUGCAGAAGCCGACGGUGGGGGUGCUCCCGAAGAAGGCCGACCUGCAGAACAGCUUCAGUAUCGGGUUCAGGGAGGCGCUCAGGAUGGCCUAGACCUCUCUGUCUCUGCUCCCCUGCUGCCUGCGUGUAGGUGUAGAUGAUUGAAUUGAGUGCAUGUCAGUGCAGUUGCUGUAGAGACCACCGUAGCAUAGAGAGCUGAUGAGAUGCGAGUUGAGGCGGGCCAGGAGACGUGUACAUGUGCCAUAGUCCAUAGCCAUACAGGCGGCCCUGCAGCGGUUUGGCUGCUUGGUUCC
Molecule: messenger RNA, 2414 nt
Organism: Zea mays
Lineage: Eukaryota; Viridiplantae; Streptophyta; Magnoliopsida; Poales; Poaceae
Product: calcium-dependent protein kinase 10
Exons: 7
Coding region: 352-2214 (620 amino acids)
Biological process (GO): protein phosphorylation
Molecular function (GO): calcium ion binding; ATP binding; protein kinase activity
Source: RefSeq, marked provisional